AACUAGACGAAAUGUUGGAAAUCGCUUGUACUGCAAUGUUACGAAGUGUCAUCCGGUUAUUUUGCUGAUGCCAUAAUUACGCAUCAUUGCUCUAACUAUAGAUAUCCAUUUAAACAAAGAGUUGUGUAGUUUCAAAGGCCUCGUCGUAUUGUACGGUCCUUUUUUCCGGUGAAAUCAUAGUUGAAAUAUAACCUUAUAUCUUUGUUACUUUUUAAUUUUACUAACGAUUUGGAUUGUUUGUCUUUUGAAAUUAUAUCUCUAAAACCACGACAGACAUAAAAAAAUUUUUUCCGAAAACUCCAGUGAAGUUUACACAUGCAUACUUGUAUUUAGCAAUGUUUCUUCACAUAGAUAUAAGAAUUCUUAUGCCUCUUUAUGUUUCUUACGUGAUCUAGUAUUUGAAGUUAUAAUCAUGGAUUAUUCAGAUCAUCAAACAGAUCAAAAUAAAAGCACUGGCACCGUUGGUUCUCACUGCUUACAAGGAACAUUUUUUCUCAUUGGAAUAACGGGAAUUUUUUUAAUAAGUGGAUUUUGUAGUUCACUUUUAACGAUAAGAAAAAAUAGUCGAAACUUCGUUCACAACAAUCGAUCAAGAAAUAAUUCUGCUGAAGCAACUGGAUUAGCAUUACGAGCUCUCGGACGAGGGUCGUUUUAUGCGACUAUGGGAUGCAGCUUAUUGUUUUACGGAAUUUGGAAAUUUUCAGGAGCAGAAACAUUUAUUGAAUUUCGUUACAAGAUGCAAAAAAAGCUACCAAAAAUUUCAAAAAAUAAUUCUAGUUUACAAUAA
Messenger RNA from Copidosoma floridanum, 787 nucleotides. RefSeq lists its product as uncharacterized. Lineage: Eukaryota; Metazoa; Arthropoda; Insecta; Hymenoptera; Encyrtidae. The record is from RefSeq and is a predicted model, not a curated record.